Parnassius apollo (apollo) is the source of this 525-nucleotide messenger RNA. The record is from the annotation of a GenBank genome assembly. NCBI's taxonomy places the organism in Eukaryota, Metazoa, Arthropoda, Insecta, Lepidoptera, Papilionidae.
AUGUGCCUCGAGUACUCCGCAUAUAAUGCUGAGAUGCGAUCCCUUUGGUGUUGUCCUGAAUGUUUAAAUGCUGCUCCAAAAGCAACAAAACAUGAUAACACUCCAGUACGCAACGUUUCCACCAGGGGUUGCAAACGAACUACCCCUAACUCUCCUCCGAUUUCAAGUGAAAACAUUGUUAUGAGCAAGGAAAUUAUUCGGGAAGUGGUGCAGGACAUCAUUAAAGAGAGCACGAGUAACAUAGUUUCAAAAAUGCAAGAGAGUAUAAUCAACAUCCUUAAUAAUGAGCUGAAACCAGUACGGGAUGAGUUAUUACAGAUAAUAAGAAGCUUCAAGAAUCUCAAGCUGAUUUACCAUCCGCUGUUCAGGAUCUAUAGUUCUCUGGCUCUACUUCUUCAACACAUGAGAGACAAUGUUUUGAAUAUGAAGAAAAAGCCAAAGCACUAUCUGGAGUUCACGAUUAUUAUGGUUAUGAUACUCGUCGCAAAAAAACCAGAAGAAUUCAGCCAUUUAAGUCACGGGUAA